CAGGCAAUUGUUGUGCCACAUUCCCACAAUGAUCCAGGAUGGUUGAGAACAAUUGAAGAAUAUUUUGCGGAAAACACAGAAUCAAUUCUGAAUAACAUGCUCGAGAAGUUAAUUGAGCAUCAAGAAAUGACCUUCGUUUGGGCAGAAACAGUAUUUCUUUCUAUGUGGUGGAAUAAUUUAACAGAUGAAAAAAGAAAAAUAUUCAACAUGCUUGUUGAAAGUGGACGAUUAGAGAUAGUUGGAGGAGGUUGGGUGGUGCCCGAUGAAGCUGUCACUCAUUACUCAUCAUUAAUUUUGAAUUUCCUUGAAGGACAUCGUUGGCUGAAAAAAAAAAUUUUAUUCAAACCAAAAAUCACAUGGUCUCUUGACCCCUUUGGAUAUUCAUCAUUUUUUCCAUAUCUCUACAAUAGAAUUGGUUAUAAAUCUUCUAUAAUUUUGAGGGUGAAUACAUACAUCAAAACUGAGAUGGCAAUGAAGAAGUUGUUGCAUUUUAAAUGGAGACAGAAUUGGGACAGGGAUGGUCUUUUUGAUUCAGAAACAUUUAUGCUACCUUUCAUGUUGUACAACAUUAAACACCAGUGUGGUCCUGACAAGUUAAUUUGUUUGCAGUUUGACUUCAGAAAUAUUCCAGGUGAGUCCUCUGAGUCGAGGGCAGAAGAGGUUAAUGCUUAUAACAUUGCCAGUUUAGCUCGGUUGCUGACUGAUCAAUUCAAGAAAAAAGCCUCAUUGCAAAUGAACAAGAAUGUGGUUUUGAUACCAAUUGGUGAUGACUUCCGGUUUGAUCAAAGUAUCGAGUGGGAUCAGCAGUACAAUAACUUCAUGAAGCUCUUUCGCUAUAUAAACAAAACUCCAGAGUUAGGAGUUAAAGUUAAAUUUGGCACUGUCAGUGAAUUCUUCAAUAGGAUGGCUAGACACAAUAAAAAGUUUGGAAUUCAUGAAAAAGAAAGAGAAUUGUUUACCUUAUCUGGUGAUUUUUUCCCUUACACUGAUCGAGAUAAUGAUUACUGGACCGGUUUCUACACAACAAGAAUGUGGCUGAAAAAACUUAUAAGAACUUUAGAG
Molecule: messenger RNA, 1062 nt
Organism: Helobdella robusta
Lineage: Eukaryota; Metazoa; Annelida; Clitellata; Rhynchobdellida; Glossiphoniidae
Exons: 5
Biological process (GO): protein deglycosylation; N-glycan processing; mannose metabolic process
Cellular component (GO): Golgi membrane
Molecular function (GO): alpha-mannosidase activity
Source: RefSeq, a predicted model, not a curated record